Molecule: messenger RNA, 1032 nt
Organism: Cordyceps militaris CM01
Lineage: Eukaryota; Fungi; Ascomycota; Sordariomycetes; Hypocreales; Cordycipitaceae
Product: pinin/SDK/memA domain protein
Exons: 3
Coding region: 1-1032 (343 amino acids)
Cellular component (GO): catalytic step 2 spliceosome
Source: RefSeq, a predicted model, not a curated record
AUGGCUGCUGUACAAGUGCAGACCAAGGCCGAGGACACGAUGGAGAUUACAGACUCGCGGCGCGAUGCACCGCCAUUGAAGCGCAAGGCGUCCCCGGAACCACAGCACGGUGACGAGAUACCGAAACGCACGCGACACGACUCGGACGAGGAUGAUCGAGACCGCUCAAGGCGUCGGUCACGGUCGCCAGAGCGAGAUCGCACAAGUCAGCGGUCACGGUCGCCACUAGAUCGCGCAAGACAGCGAUCACGCUCACCGCAAGACCGUACAAGUCAGCGAUCACGCUCUCCACCAGACCGCGCAAGACAGCGAUCACGAUCGCCAGAUCGACGCCGCAUACCUGAGGCACCCGCCAUUGAGCGACGAGCGCCCACGCAGGAGGACAAGAAGCGUGGGAAGCGUCUGUUCGGCGGGCUUCUCAGCACGCUCAACCAGGGGCCCAGCAACUUGCAACAGAAGCGCCGGCAAGAGAUUGAGAAGCGGCAGCAGGAGCGCUUGCAGAAGCAAGACUCGGAGGAUGGACAGCGACGGGCCGAAAGGCUUUCACAGCUACGAGCUGUCCGCAUCAGAGAACAAAUCGUCUUUGACGAGGAAGUUAUGCGGAAUCGACACAAAAAAAAGCUGGCCUUGGCGAGGUAUCUACAAACCAAGGCCGAGCCUCACAUUAUUGAGCUGACAAACGGCCUGCUACAGUACUACCUACCCUGGCGCUGCACGGACGAGGAGCUGGAUUUGAUAGACGAGCAGAGGAGCAAGGCGAGGGAUGAUGUUCAGCGCGAGGAGAGCGAGUUUGAAAAACGCCGGACAUGGCAUGUUGAGCGACACGGCACGGCGGUUCGGGCGAGGCCGCCUUCGCUGCCACGGGAGCAGACACGAUCGCCGCCUCCGCUACCCGACACAGCCCCUGCGGCAUCACCGAUGGCGGUCGAGGAGCGCGACGCGCGCGAUGUAGAGGAGGACAGACGGCCUGAGGGGCACGAUGACGCCGGGGACAUUGUGGAACAUGAUGGGCAAGACAUGGUCAUCUAUUAA